Eimeria necatrix is the source of this 1245-nucleotide messenger RNA. Its product is annotated as ATPase, AFG1 family domain-containing protein, putative. The transcript has 12 exons. The record is from RefSeq and is a predicted model, not a curated record. Gene Ontology annotation, molecular function: ATP binding; ATP hydrolysis activity. Lineage: Eukaryota; Apicomplexa; Conoidasida; Eucoccidiorida; Eimeriidae. Gene Ontology annotation, cellular component: cytoplasm; mitochondrion. Bases 1 to 1245 code for a protein of 414 amino acids.
AUGCGGGUCCUGAGCUCGUUGGCUUCUCUUUGGAGUCGGUUGUCUUCUCGCCAGAAGACAGAGCCCGGGGCGGACGCUGCUGCUGCUGCUGCUGCUGCUGCUGCUGCUGCUGCUGCUGAAACCCCAAACCCUAGAAUUCGGGGGCUUUACAUUUGGGGGGGAGUUGGCCAGGGAAAGACAAUGAUAUUAAAUGCCUUUUUUGAUUGUCUUGCAAUUAAAAACAAACGGAGAGUUCACUUCCACGAAUUCAUGCUCGACGUGCAGCAGGAGCUGCACAAAAUCAAGCAGCAGCAGCCGCCCGUCGGAGACCCCCUGAUGGAAGUUGCAAGGAAGAUAAGACAGUCUGCGAAGGUCCUUUGCUUCGACGAGUUCCAGGUUGUGCACAUUACUGACGCCAUGAUAAUGAAGCGCCUCUUUGAAGGAGUAGUGGUGGUGGCCACCUCGAACCGCCCCCCCAGCGAACUUUAUUUGGGGGGUUUAAACCGCGAGAGGUUUCUCCCUUUUAUUCCUCUUCUUGAGAAGUUUUGCAAUGUUUACCACAUCGACACCAAGAAGGACUACAGACAGGCGAAAGGAGGCGUGAGUUGCCGGCGGCUGUUUUAUGCUCCUCCGAGAUCUGAAAAUGAAAUUUUUGAUCAACUCCAAAAAGCUGCAGGAGGGCCUCUUGAAAAAGGGGAAAUUCAAGUGCCGCGCAUGCGCGCCGGCUUCGCAGCCUUCAGCUUCCAGGACUUGUGCUGCAGCAACGUGGGAGCAGCAGAUUACUUUUCUCUUUCUUUUUCUUUCCACACUUUGUCAAUUAAUUCCAUUCCAGAUUUGCAACAAAUGGAUUUAUUUCCCGACGAAAUCCGGAGGUUUAUCAGCCUCGUGGACGUCCUCUACGAGCGAAACGCCGAUGAGGCAUUUUCAAUUAUGACUUCCCGCGGCGCUUUUCCUUUAGACUCGAAUCGCAUAAGGGGCAUUUUGUUUUUCCACAUGACUUCUUUCGACUUCGAGCCGCCAACAACUGCAGAUUUAUUUCUUUUCAGUUCUGAAAAAGAAGCUGCGCAGGUUUUGCAAAGUUCUGCAGUUUACGAAUUGAACAACGAAGGCCUGGACUCUGCGGGAUCUGAAGACAACCAAUUCGCCUUCGUCCGCACAAUUUCGCGAAUAAAAGAAAUGACUUCUUUGCCGUAUUUGCUGGCGCACCAAAAGGCGCACAAGUUGAACGACUUGGAGGCCUUUGGAAUAUCUCAAAGUGAAAUUUGA